This is a messenger RNA of Linum tenue, 1391 nucleotides long. The record is from the annotation of a GenBank genome assembly. Lineage: Eukaryota; Viridiplantae; Streptophyta; Magnoliopsida; Malpighiales; Linaceae.
CGAUCAUUCCCCGUCGGAGUAGCGCCGCAAAUCUUUCUCUUUGGGAAUCCGCCGGCAAGAGGUGGAAAUUUGACAUCCUCCACACGCCCUGGUCUCCGGUGAAGAAGGCGUUUCGAAUCUCUCUUUCCUCCCGAGUCCGAGUUUCCUGCCAUGGCGGAUUUCCAGACCUCGACUCACCGCGCCAAGUGGAUCUUCACUCCUCAACAGCUAGUUGACAAGUACAGGACCACGAACCAAAGGGCCAAGCAAAUGCUGGAGAAGUGUGGAACUACAAAAAUGGAAGUAGAUGCUGAUGGGUCAGUGACUUACCCUGAACCUCAAGCUACAGAAAACAGUGAUAAGCAUUCUCGUCCGAAAUCCCUUAGUUGCGAGGAAGAAGAGUUUAUGCGUGUAUAUUAUGAGUUUAAGCUUCGCGAAGUAUGUGGCGCCUUCUACUUUCCUCAUAAAAUUCAGGCAACAGCACUUACAUAUUUCAAGAGGUUUUAUCUUCAAUGGUCUGUCAUGGAACAUGAUCCCAAGCACAUAAUGUUAACAUGCAUAUAUUCAGCAUGUAAGAUAGAAGAAAAUCAUGUAUCAGCUGAGGAGCUUGGUAAGGGGAUUUCACAGGAUCAUCAAAUGAUACUGAAUUAUGAGAUGAUAGUUCUUCAGAGUUUGGAAUUUGACCUUAUUGUUUAUGCACCUUACCGUCCAGUCGAAGGUUUUAUACAUGAUAUUGAGGAUUCUUCCCAUGCGGCAGAGGACCAAAUUCAGAUGUUCAAGGACAGUGCAACAGCCGAGGUUGACAAAAUCAUGCUUACCAAUGCACCGCUUUUGUUCACUCCAGGGCAGUUGGCACUAGCUGCUCUGCGAAAUGCAAACGAGGUGCUUGGGGUUGUUGAUUUUGAAAGUUACCUUCAGAACAUUCUCUUACGUCAGAGCUCCGAGCACACAGUUCCAGAGCUUAUUAACAUUCUAGAUUCCAUAGACUCUUGGGUAAAGAAGUACAAGUUCCCUACAGAGAGGGAUAUGAAGCACAUCAACCGCAAGUUGAAGUCAUGUUGGGGACAUGGUUCACACGACGAUAAAAAACGGGAGAAGAAAUCAAAGCACAAGUCUCACAGGAGUUCACACGACUCCAGAAAUGCUCCAGCUCCUGCUUAGUUGGUUGCGGUACUGGGUCUGAAACUGUACUGAAAGAGCAGACAUGCGAUGAAAGUUCCUUCUAUGAGGAGUGGUUUAUGUUUUUAAUAGCCACCGACAAUAAUAUAUACUCGAAUUGCUUGUUCCUAUGGAAUUUUUGGAUAUUCAUGAAAUGUAUGUGAAGAGUUCUAGGUUAUAAAAGAUUCAGAGUUUCAGACCCAAGAAAGAGCUUUGCAAUACACUACAAUUAAUGAUAUUCAGAUUCACAACAG